Molecule: messenger RNA, 2026 nt
Organism: Boeremia exigua
Lineage: Eukaryota; Fungi; Ascomycota; Dothideomycetes; Pleosporales; Didymellaceae
Exons: 2
Coding region: 213-1961 (582 amino acids)
Source: RefSeq, a predicted model, not a curated record
AGGCUGUCACGGCUGCCUUGUGCGCCCAAUCUCCUUGCCUACCAUGUCUUUCAACGUCGUCAUCCUCAUCCCCUUUCUAUUGCAAUCUGUCUCGGCGCAGUAACCGAGAUCUCCAAUUACCUGAACAUCUCGUCAUAUUAGCUCCAGUAUUCAUCAACCCACCCGUCAGAGCUGGCGUGACGAAGCAGAUCACUAGCAACACCCCUGCACGGAUGACCGCCAUUCAUUCGCAGACUUCACAAAAGAGUUGCGUUGCCCUUGUUGCGGGUGCCUUUGAGUCCAGCACAUCCUCAGGCCAACUCCCUAAUAGCUCCAUAAUGAAUCGCAGUGCUACUACUACCCGGACACGGCCUCCACUGUCGAGCAAUAAUACUACACCUACGUCGACGCGCAGCUCAAGUCUAUCGUCGCUCAGCCACCCUGAUCUGUCGUCAGCCAGCAGUGAUGCUUCCGCCGGCGAUCUCAAGCGGUUAUCGACCAAAUCGAAUCUGAAGUCCUCGAGAUCAGUAGGAGCAGAUCUCAACCGCAGAUCGGCACCGCCAACUGUUCGAUUCCUGGACCCAGAACCGAUGCCACGAAGGAGUACAGAGCCUGUACCGGCGAUCCUGAAGUCACAAACCCCUGAGCGUCUAGUCCGGCCAGGCUACUCCAGAGGCAUGUCCACUCCUGACCUUGGACCACAUCAGUAUAGAGAGAAGAAGAUUGUGAUCCCCACCUUGACACGUCCUCCGCUACUUUCGCAAGCUUCCAAAAGGUCGAGCGCUGCUAGUUCACCCGGGGGCACCGCAAGCUCACCACGCACGUUGUCAUCAGCACAAUCUCCUCGGGGCCGCUUCCAGCAUUCCUCGGGGUCUGUAAAUCAACUCCGUCAACGCGUUGACAAGCGCUUCUCCGCGCCUGUAGUGCCAUCCCAGAUCGAUCCUCGUCUUGAUCCACGAUGGUCCGGCAUACCUCUCCCGGCAGGCUUCGUACCACCAAGCCGAACCCCAACUCCAACACAACGAGUCACAUCUUAUCACUCUAUCGCAUCAAACCUGUCCUCGUCACCAGCGCCUUCGGUGAACACGGCCCCUCCCUCGGGCAAGUAUGAUCCGCUCCAGAAUUACAUACCCUGUAUGGCAGCCAUGUGCACCGCGCAUUACACACCGGUGCAUUCUGGCCCAACAUACUACGCAGCACAGGAACCCUACCGCCUGUCCAAGCACCAUGGAUACUGCCCGCGCCAUGCCAGCAAAGAGAUGCAAGAAGCUAACGCACUCUGUAAGAGGGAAUACGAGACCAUGCGCCAGAACGCUGGUCGCAAGACACUCGGUGCUGUCGCACAAGACUUUGAAAUCUUCCUCCAGCUAUACCGAGAGGCUCGACAGACCGAGGAUGCGCGCCUGCAGGAGGCGCAGAGCCAAGCAGUACUCGGCCUAUCCCCGACAGCCACAAUAAAACAGAAAGCGCCACAAAACAAUGCUUCUGACUGGCGCUACACACCCCGCAACUGCACCAAGAAGCGCUGCGCAUCAAUGCCGUACUCACCAUACUCCACACAGCACUUUUCGUUCUACAACUCGGCCAAUCCCUCGACGCAGCUGCUUCCGCUCACCACGUUGUGUCCGAGUUGCUCCAAGGCGGAAUCCGAGGGCUUCGGAGCUAAGUUGAUGGAGAAGUGGAGCAGCAGAUGCGGAUGGGACGGCGAGGAGUGGGACGGGUGGUACCAGACCGCACUCCACCAUCGCAAGGGGGAGCAAGAGUUCUGGGAGAAGGCGCAGGAGCGAGUCGUCAGGGAGAGGCGUGCUAAGAAAGCCACUAGCGAGGCGGCCGAGAAGGCGGAGGAGAAGCAGGAGAGCACUGAGGAACAGAGUGUUGCUGGUGCGACACCGACCAAAGAGAAGAGGAAAAGUAUUUUCAAGAGGAUGUUCAGGCGCAGCGAGACGACGGGGGCUGUUGCUGUUGCUGUUGCUGCUGCGUAAAAUUUGGAUGGAAUACUUAAUUUGGCUACGGCGAGUGAAGCUGUGGUUUGCAAGAUACACUUUCG